AGCCCUCCCUCCGUUUGCUUCUCUGCUCCGUCGCCUCGCCACGCGCCGGCCGCCUACUCCGUCGCCUCGCCACGCGCUGGCCGCCUGCUCCGUCGCCUCGCCGCAUGUCGGCCGCCUUCUCCCCCUCGUCUCGCCGCUUCUCUGCGUCCGCACUAGGAGAUCAAGAGGGACGGGAUCUCCUUUUCUGUAAAGCUCGUGCCUUGCCGGCUGCGUCGGCGGCGCUCGAUGACCCGCUCCUCGUUCUCGAGCACCCCCUCCAGACCUAGAGCUCCGGCGGUGGCGCUCGAUGGCCCGCUCCUCGUCCUCGAGCACCUCCUCCAGACCUCGAGCUCCGGCGGCGGUGGCAUGGGAAAGACGACCAGGGCAUGGGGAAGACGAAGACUUGCUCCAGCAGCUCAUCUUGCUCCUCGAGCUGGUGGGCUGAUGAUGGAGGAACUGCACUCUUGGCUCCACCAGCGCCGCCGCUGCUGCUUCUGCUUCUGCUCCCCGCUCGCCCACAACGCAGAGAUUGGAGGAGGAAUGGAGUAUUGCAGAGGAAUGGAUGCUGCUUCUUUUGGUGCAGAGUACUCUCACCGGCAGCAUGAUCAAUUGUGUUUGAAAUUAAUGAACAAGUGCAGGGAUCAGAAAAUGGAGCUUCUUCUCACCGGCAGCAUGAUCAAUUGUGUUUGAAAUUAAUGAACAAAUGCAAGGAUCAGAAAUUGGAGCUUCUUCUCAGUGGUAGCAGCACAAGUAGGGUAGCUCCGGGCAGCAGCACGAGCAGGCCCGCCUGGGAGGAGCAGCAACUUGCAGACGAGCAGCAGGUCGAGGAGAGGAGUGGGGGAGAUGACAGGGGCCUCGAGGUUGAGGAUGAGCUUCCAUUCCAGGCCCGCCGGGAGCUCUAGGUCCAGGCGCUCGAGACCCAGGCGCGCACAGGUCCUGGCGGCGGCGCAGGCCCUGGCUGGCGGGAGGGGAUAGCGGCGCAGCCCUGGGCGGCGGAAGGGGUGACGGCGGGAGAGGAUGGCGGCGGUGCAGCGCCAUUUAGCCGUGGAGCCGCCGCCCGUCGAGGUGGUCGCCGCGGAGGAGCAGGUGGACGGCGCAGCUCGCCUCGGGCGGCGCAGGUGGGCGCGGGCGGCGUUGGUUCACAGCGGUGGUGCGGCUCGCCUCGGGUGGCGUAGGUGGGCACGGGCGGCGGUGGUUCACAGCGGCGGCGCAGGUCGUGGCCGUCGUCACGCGCUCGGCCCUACGACGGGUGCCGACGGUGGCUUGGGCGGCGGACGGAGAAAGGAGGAAGAAGCAACCGGGGGCUGAUUAGCAAGAGAUUUGAAGAUGAAAGGGUUUUUUUUUGCAAAUUUGAAAAUGAACUAAGCGCUGGAC
Triticum urartu is the source of this 1353-nucleotide messenger RNA. The record is from RefSeq and is a predicted model, not a curated record. Lineage: Eukaryota; Viridiplantae; Streptophyta; Magnoliopsida; Poales; Poaceae.